Dermacentor andersoni is the source of this 2196-nucleotide messenger RNA. Its product is annotated as condensin-2 complex subunit D3-L-like. The record is from RefSeq and is a predicted model, not a curated record. Gene Ontology annotation, molecular function: histone binding. NCBI's taxonomy places the organism in Eukaryota, Metazoa, Arthropoda, Arachnida, Ixodida, Ixodidae. Gene Ontology annotation, biological process: meiotic chromosome condensation; mitotic chromosome condensation. Gene Ontology annotation, cellular component: condensed chromosome, centromeric region; condensin complex.
AUGUCUCAAGGUCCGUUUCAUGAGCACCACAAGUACCUCCAGCAAGCUGUGCUGCAGCUGCAUCGUGCUGAGAAGUUGCGGCCCAACAAGCUGAACGGCAAUUUCGCCUUCAACUAUUGGAAGCAGCAGUGGGAGGACCAGCCAGAAGGGUCAAGUAACCUGCGCGCCUCCAAUGAGACAGUCAACAACGUGCUUAUUGUGCUCAAGAAAGUUUCUUGCCACUUGCCUUCAAAUGCGCUCGGAGAGUUGAUUGCAGACCUGGAGCAGCGGCUAUCUCAGCUGAGUCUCCCCGUGGAGGUUAUCACUCGCACGGUAGACUGCUUGCACAUUCUCAAGCGUAAUGUGCAUCGGGAGCGGCCUGAACUUGGUGAGCGUGCCAUCCAAGUAUGGUGCAAACAGAUGCUGGACAAGUGCCAGACAUUCCUUUACCAGGCAGUCAUGGGAACCAAGAAUGAGGGCAGCACAAUUCUGCAAGAGCAGUUGGUGCGCCAUCUCGUGCUCCUUGGGGAGGCAUCUCAGCCUGCGCCUUGCGCUGUCUCGAGCCAGCUUUACGACCUGGUUCAGGCCUACAUGACCAGUUCGGAGAGCCCAGAGACCAUGUCGGAACCCGACGCCAAGACAGGUGAUAUAAAGAUGAAACGAACCAAGCGGUCCCGGGCACGACAGUCUGGCUGUGGAAAGAGCUGCCUGCGAAUUACUGGACGCGUGCUUGCCCAUGCGGUGAUCGUGAUGGGUAUGCUAUGCAUACAGAAUGAAAUGCUUGCGAAGAGCGUAGUGUCAAUCAUGGGAAAUUCCCUCUCGUGCAGCCAGGAUCCAAUGAUGCAAGCCAACCUGAUAAUUGCACUGACUGACAUGUGCAAGCGUUACGCCGUCUUGGUCGACCCGUAUCUACCCGUCGUGACACGUUGCAUCAAAGACUCGGUUCCAGCUAUUCGCAGUUUGGUUGUCACAUGCCUAGUGCAGUUGCUGCAGCAGGAUUUUGUCAAGCUGCACGGACAGCUCUUUUACCGGCUACUUUCAGCCCUUGCUGACGACGAGCGAGAGAUUCGCCAGCUGGCAGAGUUCGGGCUGAUGGACUACGUGCUCAAGCGAAAUAACCAUCUCAUUUAUUACCGGUUUGUUGAGUGCCUCUGCUACUUCAACUCUUACCGCGGUUGCAGCGGCGAGGCGUCACAGGAAAACGCCGUUGAGAUGACUGAGCGGGACCGGUGCCUGUUCAGCCUUGAAGGGAAGGGGCGGCGGGACCAGCGCAUGGCUCUGUACUGCUUCAUGUUGCUCAACAUGCCGGAUGAAGAUAGGUUCAAGCUGACCCUUGCGCUGACCCAUAGUGUGCUUGUGCCGUGUGCUGACGAGACAAACACUGGCCCCGGUAUGGAAAAGGAAUGUCCUGAGCUGUUGCAUGACGCAUUGUCGGUGCUGUGCUCCAAGGAGAUCAAGCUGGGUGCCAUUGCAGCUGCAGCUGAGGAUGCAGCUACAGAGAACCCUGUCCAGGCCUUGCUGCACACCACACGCAAAACAAUACUGAGCACUGUGGUGCGGGUGAAUUUGUUGGAGAACGUGAUUCCUGUGGUCAUUGCUCUCAAGAACAAGUUGGAGGCCGCCCGGUCACCACUGAUGCGGUCACUGCUCAUGUUCCUGCGCGAGCUCAUGCGCGACUACAAGGCGCAGGUCGACGAGAUGCUGUCGGCGGACAAGAAGCUGGCCAGCGAGAUUGCCUUUGACAUGCGGCGCCUGAAACGGAAGGAAGAGGAGGCCGCCGCCAAGGGCAAUGCGGUCGCAACACCAGAGACUCCUGUACGUGCCGUGAAACCGGAGCUCAGGGAACUGCUUGACACAGCGCGUAAGCUCAAGGAAGAGGCCAGCAAGCGGCGCUGCAUUGUGGUGCUACCACAAGUGGCAUCCGAGGAAGAGACCUCUCAAAAGCAGAAUGGCAAUGGUGAGCCUACGCCCCAAGUACCCGCAGCCAGCAAGUCCGCCUCCGAAGUGAUGCCGCGAAGCCGUUCAAGCAGCUGCGCCAACCCAACAGCCCGAAAGGAACUCGUGAUGGACCUAGCUGACAGUCAAAAUUUCAGCAACAGAGACACUGAACUAAAUCUGUCUGUCGAACCGGUUCGGAAGGGUUCCUGCAAAAAGUUCCGGCUCAAGUUCGGUUCCAAGAUGGCGGGAAACAUAUCAGUUCGGUUCUUCUCCGGCUGA